Messenger RNA from Pararge aegeria (speckled wood butterfly), 2172 nucleotides. RefSeq lists its product as uncharacterized. NCBI's taxonomy places the organism in Eukaryota, Metazoa, Arthropoda, Insecta, Lepidoptera, Nymphalidae. Bases 1 to 2172 code for a protein of 723 amino acids. The record is from RefSeq and is a predicted model, not a curated record. The transcript is spliced from 8 exons. Gene Ontology annotation, molecular function: oxidoreductase activity, acting on the aldehyde or oxo group of donors, NAD or NADP as acceptor; NAD binding.
AUGCUAGCUAGAAUCGGCAUUAAUGGAUUUGGGCGGAUAGGCAGAGUGAUAUUUAGAACUUGUAUGGAAAGUAAAGAUUUAGAGGUUACAGCGAUAAACGAUCCCGCAAUCGAUAUUGAGUACAUUUGCUAUCUGAUUAAGUUUGAUUCUACUCACGGAAAAUUCAAAAGUGCUGUAACAUUUUCCGAUGGUGAAAUCUCUAUAAAUGAUAAGAAAAUCAAGGUGUUCUGCGAGAAACUGCCUUCCAAUAUACCCUGGCAGAGCGCCGAUGUGCAGUAUGUGGUCGAAGCUUCUGGAAUGUUCACUAACCUCGAAAAGGCUUCGGGUCACCUGGCAAGCGGCAACGUUAAAAGGGUUAUAGUUACAGCACCAACCGUCGACGUUCCUAUGCUUCUAUUGGGAGUUAACAUGGAGCAAAUUCACGCAGAACAUAAAGUGAUAUCCUGCGCGUCAAGCACGCUGUACUGCUUGGCGCCAAUAGUCAAAAUACUGGAGGACAACUACGGCGUCUCGGAGGGCUUCAUUACGAGCAUACACGCGAUGACGCCAUCUUUAAAACCUUUGGACGGCUUGUGUUUAAAGGGAAAGCACUGGCGUGAUCACAGAAGCAUACACCAGAACAUAAUCCCUGCAGCCACAGGUGCCUGUAAGGCCCUAGGUAAGAUAAUACCAUCGGUGAAGGACAAACUGACAGGACUUGCUUUCAGAGUGCCCAUAGUCAAUGUUUCAGUACUGGAUAUCACUGUGCGGUUGAAUAAAAAUACAACGAUGCAAGAUAUAAUCAAGUGUGUAGAAAUGGAAAGUAAAUUAACAAUGAGGAGUAUCAUUAAAAUAUCGAAAGACCAAGAGGUGUCUUCGGACUUCUUGGGCGAUGAAAACUCUUGCAUCUUAGACGUAAAUUCAAGUUUACAAUUGAAUCAAAAAUUCUUUAAACUGAUUUGUUGGUACGAGAAUGAAUACUCGUACGCGUGUCGGGUAGUAGGAUCAAUAAAAUAUUCCGAAGAAAAUCGAUACAAAAUUCCUUUUGAUCGCAUAAUUUCAUCAAAACCUAUACCAGAUUUCAAAACAGAACAUGUAAUUUCUGAUUGCCACGCAGUUAAAAGACAGAAAAUAUUAUUUAGUGCAUCUAAAAAAACUGGUAUUCUAGCUAAAUCUUUAGAACAACAAAUAAAUAUUAAAAGGCCUUUGCCACAUAUAAGCUUGGGCUCAAAUCAGGCGCCCUUAGGCGAAAUUAAACAAUGCAACGAAAUUUUUAAAGUGUGGAACGAUGAAGAACCAGUCUCGAGGCAUUUGCUAAAAGAAAAUAAAAAGUCGUUAUUCCAAAGUUGUAUGACGUUGGGUGGCACCAAUGCAUCGCAAUCACAAAAGAACAAUUUCGCUAAGACUAAAGAACGUUUAGACCAAGUGAAGAAAGAGUUUUCCAAAAUGGUGGAUAUGACUGAAAACUUAUUAAAGAAAAGUAGUCAAGAAAUAAUUAGGUGCAAUGAUAACUUCGAACCGAACUAUUUUUCUCAUAAAACUGAUUUAGGGAGUAUUAAUCCUUGUAAGAAAUUAAUUAAACAUGAUAUUCAGCAUGACGAAGAAAGACAAUUAAAUAAUUAUUCAGAAAAUGAUCGAGUGAGAAUUAAUACUAAAGAAGAUUUUGAAAAACCAGCUAUGAGUGACCUGAGCGAUAGAGAAUUAAAAGUAACUUAUAUUAAUCCAGAAUCCUCUCAACUGGAAACCAAUAAAUCUACAAACAAGAACGAAAUACGGAAGAAAAUUAUAGAAGGAAUAUUAAAGAUACUGACAGCAGAUUCCAUGGAAGACAAAAUGCCUCCAAGUCUCGUGAACACUGACACAACAAUAAGCACCAGGGAGGCUAAUAAAAGUUUAGACAUUUAUGAUAAAAUAGACAGCGUAAGUGCAACAGAUUCAGAAAACUCGUUCCAAAUCAAUGAAAAGACCUCUCAAGUUAUCGAUAUAAAAGAUUUGACUAGCUCCACCGAAGAUUUAGAUCGUUUGGACAAGAUCUGCAGAAUCAUCGAGAUAUCCGACGAAAUGUCUGAUAAAUUAUUCUCAGUAUUGGACCACAACGAUAUAAAUACAAAACAGAAACCGUGGUCUUUUAAAGAUUUGUGUGAAAGGUUAAAACUCGAUGAAUUUUGUAAUAGUGUGUUUGGACCAACGUAA